AUGACGGUUCCAUUCCUCAACCUGAAGCGUCCACCCAACAACCGACAGCAGAUAUCGCCCCUAGAUUCCACCACCUUCUUUCUGUCCCAGACGCAGUGUCCACGACAGACGCUAAAAGAGCCAACACAACCUCGACUCUACCGAGGACACUCGCCGCACGAACAAAAGUUGCCAUUCCUCGUCAACGGGCUGCAUCUACUCCGCGGUACAAUCGACGAGUGCCUCGCGCUUGUUCAUCCUGCAGGCAGCGCAAGACAAAAUGCAGUGGCGAUACCCCGAAAAAUUGAAAGUCUCUCGGAGAAAACACAAGAGUAUGAGAAUCUGUUGAAGGACCUGGUGGGUGUUGUUGACCUGGGUGCCGCCGAGCGGAUCAGGAGCUUGCUGGACAAGCAUGUCCCGGAGGUGGAUUACUCUUCGCAUAAUUCCCAAUCUCAAUCAGUAACCCCUCAGGAUGACCUUCCGAUAAACGACGAACCAUCCUCGCCUUCAUCUAUUGGGUCCCUUGAGGCGAUUGAUCGAGUAGAAGAGGACAUCAAUCGAUCAGGAGAUGCCAGAGCAACUGGUUACAUGGGUAAAAACUCAGAAAUUACUUGGAUGCAGCGGUUACAGAGGGAGGCAGACCAACGUUCCAAAGGUCUUCCUGGGAGUCUAGAACCUGGCCAAGAUCGAAAGACCGACAAUGCAUUAGCUCUGCAUGCGGUCAAUUAUCAUCUUGAUGACUUGGAGAUCACUGUCCCCGGACCGGUACAUCUGUAUGCCAUGCCUCCGAGAGAGGUGGCGGAUCGCAUGUUCGAGGCAUAUUUGACAACCGUGCAUCCGUUCUUUCCCAUCAUCAACAAACCUCUUUUCUCAGCACAGUACCGAACAUUCUUUGACACCGCUGCUCAACCCGGUGACAAGUGGCUUGCUAUAUUGAACAUGAUAUUCGCAAUUGGGGCUAAACAUGGCCACCUCAUCGACGCACCAUGGCGUGGGGACGUGAAAGACCACUUGGUAUAUCUGACCAGAGCUAGGAUCCUUAGUAUGAACGGCGAUGUCCUGUUCAGCCAUCCCGAUCUCCAGCAAGUCCAGGUGGAGGCCUUAGUUGCUUUCUACCUUCUUGCUUCUGAUCAAAUUAACAGGGCGUGGAGAAUCUCGGCUUUGGCAGUGCGGUCUGCAAUCACACUUGGAAUCAACAUGAAAAGCAGCAGUCCAACCACACCAAAUCUUUCGAAAGAAGCCCGUUACCGGGUAUGGUGGUGUCUGUAUACAUUUGAGCACAUGCUCGGAGUAAUGACUGGCCGGGCAACCUGUAUCCAAGAUGGAGUGUGCACCUCGCCUUUCCCGAUUCCAUUCGAAGAAGAUCAGCUACAGGAGCCUGGUGCCCUCGAAGUACUCACUGACACGACACUACGAGACCAACGAAUCAACAAUGUUAUGGCAAGUACGCACAUCAGACAAAUGCCGUUCCACCCGAUAAAUGGCAAGGACGCCAAUAACCGCUCCGGUGCACGAGACACUAAGUGGAUAAAAAGCCUGCCUGUCAACUACGGGCUCUGUUAUCUCUACUAUUGCGACUUGACAGUCGUCGUGCAAGAAAUCAUCAACAAAGUCUAUUCAGUGGACUGUGUGAUGGUGCCCUGGGCACAAAUCGAGACUCGAAUUGGUCAACUCAAGUCCCGAAUCGAGAUAUGGAAAUCUAACCUUCCAACUGGACUUGACUUCACAAUCAAGGAAGAGAAUGGACCGGAUAUCCUUCGCUGCAAGCUGAACUUGGCGUUGCAUUACUAUAGUGCGCAGAUCACCCUAGGUCGUCCCUGCCUCUGCCGACGUGAUGCGCGCCAAAAGGGCAACAACCCCUCUUUCAGCCACGAAAUGGCAGUGUUAACCCUGAAGUCUGCACGGCACAUGCUAGACUUGAUCCCAGAUGAACCGGAUGCUCUCCAGCUGUACGGGAUUGCUCCAUGGUGGUGCAUCCUCCACUAUCUCAUGCAAGCAGCGACCGUUCUUCUCCUCGAGCUGUCCUUCGGUACCGUCCACAUGCCAGAAGAGGAAAGUAACUUUGUCGUCCUAUCCAAGAAAGCAAUCCGUUGGCUCUUCGCAAUGUCCGAGCAGAGCAUCGCCUCCCGACGCGCCUGGCAGCUCUGCGACCUCAGUCUCCGCAAACUCGCCCUGGGCAUGAAAUACGACCUCAGCGAUCUUCCUUCUUACCCGUACACCCCAGAACCUACAAGCACCAUCAGUUCCGAACUGCCGUCUGACCAGCCAAUAUCUCAUACCGCUGGCGACUACUGGGGACCGCAGAUGGAAUAUCCUCCAGCGUCUAUUCCGGAUGCACCACCACCCGGUGUAGACCACCAGACAGACCCAAACAUCUCUACCGAGGACCUGGUCGAAUCCUUGACGGCCGAGGCGUACGAGUCGUACUUCCCUUAUGAUCCCAUCUCUGGAGAGUUUAUGCGUUCUUUCUUUCCUCAUUCCAAUGAGAAUGAGAACUGGGAAUGA
This is a messenger RNA of Penicillium griseofulvum, 2484 nucleotides long. Its product is annotated as fungal specific transcription factor domain-containing protein. The record is from RefSeq and is a predicted model, not a curated record. The transcript has 4 exons. Gene Ontology annotation, biological process: DNA-templated transcription. Gene Ontology annotation, molecular function: DNA binding; zinc ion binding. The coding region runs from base 1 to 2484 and encodes 827 amino acids. NCBI's taxonomy places the organism in Eukaryota, Fungi, Ascomycota, Eurotiomycetes, Eurotiales, Aspergillaceae.